This is a messenger RNA of Podarcis muralis (Common wall lizard), 866 nucleotides long. The record is from RefSeq and is a predicted model, not a curated record. NCBI's taxonomy places the organism in Eukaryota, Metazoa, Chordata, Lepidosauria, Squamata, Lacertidae.
GGCUCCGCGCCUCGCUUUAAGCGAGAGGCGCGAAAGGGAAGCGGCGCUGAGGGCGAUGGCUGCGCGGGCGGCGUCGGCGUCGCGUCUCCCGGCGGCCGUGGGGGCUCUCGGCGCCGCCUUGCCAGGGCCUCGAGUCCCCCCGGAGGCCUUCCGCCUCGCCAAGCUCGGCCGGCCCCAUGCGACUGUAGUAUUCUGGAAACUACUGUAUUCUCUUCUGAAGCAAUUCCAAGGCGGAGGAUGGAUGGAGCCUGCUGACACAGGUACCCAAGUCAGAUUCGUCAGGAGUGUAGCGUUGAGCCUUGGCUACAGAAGACCAGAAUUUUAUCAGCUUCCUCCUGAUGGUUCAGAGGGAAGCAGAGAACUACUAUUGGUAUUUUCUUGGCUUCUAUGCAGAAUCAGCUUAAUGGAGCAGUUAUUGGCCCUAAAUAGAGUGAAACUUUGGGAUGAAGCAACUGUUUGCAUGUGUGAUACCCCUUUGAAAAGCCUGCAGGAUGGAGAAAGCCUGCCUCCAAAAUCUCAUAUGAAAGACCAAAGGGAUGUCCGAUACCUGCAGUGGUUAAAUGGCCGUCUGCAGUUCCAGUGGCGAAAAUGCCACACUGAACAGCAAGAACAAUGCAAGCUCCUGAAUAAGGUACAUUCAUACACAAUUGGUUCUCAUACUGAUCCCAUUAUUGGUCAUUUCUCCAUCACAGAAGCAGAUGUUGUAAGGCAACCAGAGAAUUACAAACAGGUAAUCCUUUUGUGGCAUAGUGCUAUGUUAGAAACUAUGGAGAAUUCUGUGAAUCAAUAUGUAUGCCAGAAUUGGAGGACUAGAUUUUCAGCCCUCAAGCCAUAAUCCACCAGAAAUAGAAGACUUCUAGCUCUGU